Molecule: messenger RNA, 1915 nt
Organism: Zychaea mexicana
Lineage: Eukaryota; Fungi; Mucoromycota; Mucoromycetes; Mucorales; Lichtheimiaceae
Exons: 4
Coding region: 457-1659 (400 amino acids)
Source: RefSeq, a predicted model, not a curated record
CCCCCUUCGCCCUAUAGCAAAAACACCACCGAUUUCUUUUCUUUUUCCCACGUAAUGACUCGAGCUCUUUUUCCACACACACACACACACACACAAUUACACACAAUUACACAUUAACCCACUCAACAAAAUUACACACCAUCUGUACAUAAGAAAAACAACGAAUCUGCAAUUCUUAUACACUGGAUCCGAGGAUCUGGCACCAACAACCACCGUAUUUCGAAUAUAACAGAAAUGAUAGUUGACGGUUGUGUUAUCUUUCUCUGUGUCACAUUCGCGAUAAUAUAUGCGUAUCAUAAUAAGGUUUGAAGUCCAGAUGCGUACCAAAAGCAUAAAAGGGAAGCUGCUGCACUCCUUUGUCUCUCUUCCUCUUUCUUUUUCUUCUCUUAACCACUCCAUUUGCCUGUCUCUCUCUCUCUCUCUCUCUCUCUCUCUCUCUCUCUCUGUUUUCCAGUCAUGGAUGUUGUUUACUCGGACGAUUGCUUGCUUCACGAUCCCCCAUUCGAAGUAACCCGAGGCUCUGUCAAGCCGUACGUCGAGUCGCCUGCACGACUGCAAUCGAUCAAAAAGUUUCUCGACACACGCCCCGAUCAAUUCAACGUUGUGAGCCCGCGGGACUACUCCUUGACACCCAUUCUUAACGUGCACAAGCAAGAUUACAUCAAGUUCCUGCACACCAUCUACGAUGAUUGGGUAGCAGAAGGCUUGCCUGCCGAAGCAGUGACAGGCGAAUGUUUCGUACACCGCAACGCUCUCGGCAAGAUCGACCCAGAAAUUGUCAAGGAAACGGCUUUAAAGACCCCAUCUGCGCGUGUUGGCCUGUAUUCCUAUGACAUGUCGGUUGCAUACACUUCAAAGACGUGGCAGGCGACUUAUACAGCUGCACAGAUUGCCAUGUCAGGUGCACACAGAUUGCUUCAAGUUGCUACUGCCGCUUCAACGACCACUUCCUCUUCUUCUGCUACCUAUGCUGUCUGUCGUCCUCCAGGACAUCAUGCCAAUUCAUGUGUUAGCGGUGGCUACUGCUUUGUCAACAACGCAUCUGUGGCUGCAAAGUUCCUCCAGGAUUAUACGCUAGAAGAAAUGGAUGCCAUGAGCAAGCCGCUUGAAUUCAACCCAAAGUCGUCUGCUGAACCUAGCGGACCCAAGCCCAAAUCUGACAAACCUCAAAAGAAGAUCAUGAUCGUGGACAUUGACUAUCAUCAUGGCAACGGUACUCAAGAUAUCUUUUACAAUGAUCCAUCGGUGUUGUAUAUUUCACUGCACGGUUAUCCGGAUUAUCCUUUCUUUACUGGCAGCACCAAAGAAGUCGGUCUCGGUGAAGGCGAAGGCUACAAUAUCAAUAUCCCUUUGAAUCCCAACACGACAACCGACGAAAUUUAUCUAAACCAUUUGACCCAAGUACUCGAGGGUGAGACGGCCCAGAAAUUCAACGCUGACAUUGUCAUCAUUUCAAUGGGACUCGAUACUUGGCAUGAAGAUCCCAUUGCUGGCAUGAAGGGGCUUAAAGAUAUCAACACAUAUCAUAAGAUGGGAAACUUGUUCAAGACGUCCAAGAGCUGCGCUGGUCGCCCGGUGUUGUUCAUCCAGGAAGGUGGUUAUACUUACGAAAUGUUGGGCCAGUUGGCAGGUCGUGUCUUGCAGGGUUAUUUGGAUUAACUUUGCAUAUUUAAAUAAGUUGGAUGAAUGUGUGCAGAUACUUGUUUUAUAAAGUUUAUGUAUAUGCUAGCUUUGUUACUGAUUAAUGGAAUAUUGAAGGGGCUGUCGUCGUCGUCGAGGGGUAGGACGACAGGAAAAUAUAUACCCACAGAGAGGGUGCAGGAGUCUCUCGUCAGUAUUUAGCUAAUAAUGAUAUAUUGGUUUGAAAGAAUAGAGAGAGAAAACGUCGUGUACAGUAUGCUAUUCUUCGCUUUUG